AUGAUACCGGUGUUGCUAUUUCGUUAUGAAGAUAUUCUUAACUUCACGAGACUUCCUUCGUAUGAUGAAUUUGACAAGGGAUAUGCAUCUAACUACAGCUCUAACAGCUUGAACUGGGACAAUUAUUUUUUGAAAAAUUCAGUAAAUUUUGAAGAAAACAAGUUCAUAUUGGAUUUGUAUGAAGGGUACAAUGAAAUUGAUGAACUGCGACUCUAUAAUGGGUUUUUAGUUGCAUCAAAAGAGAGUAUUAAUUAUGAAGCAGUACUACCAGUAUUUGAUUCUGGGAUGUAUUGUGUUUAUAUCGCUCCACCUAUUGACAAAGAUAUUCAGAUAAUGAGCGCACCUGUGUCGAUACGAUAUUCAAGACUAUAUUCAACUAACAUGUUGUAUGCUCAUUACUGCGAAACAAAAUAUAUUAUUGGUGUUGGACUAUUGCUAUUAGCAUACUUAGUACAUAAUACUUUAAGAUUUACUAAGGGAAGACAGUUGAGCGUUGAGAAUAUGCCAAUUAUUUCAAAGGCAGUCAUAUUCUAUCUUUUGGUACCAUUAUUAUCAUUCAUUUCCCUUGAGUGGUUAAUUAUAUUCAUAGAGAUUCAUUGCAAUUUAAAUAGCCGCAAAAUACGCUUCUUUGAAUACUUCCGUCUAACAAAUGAAUGGGCUCAACUUCAUUGGAAGAUCUUGCUUCGGUUUUAUGUCUUGCUCUUUACUAUGGGAUAUGGAGUAAUCUAUUAUCGUAGUGGAGCUUCAAGGACAUUCAAUAAAAUGCCGAAGAGGCCUACUAAUAUUGCCUUGUCACUUUUUAUUUCCAAUAUCAUUUUGAGCAACGUUGACACAGCAUACAAUAAGUAUGACACUUAUUUAAUGGCGUACGACUGUUUGGCAUUAUAUGAAGAUACUAUCAGAUCUGUAUCUACCAUAUGUUCUUUUGGCUCAUUCAUCUUUCCUUUUAUUUGGUACUUGCUAUCAUUCAUCUAUUAUUUCAAAACAAGGAAUAUUAUUAGGAAAUUGCCACCUACGUCAACUACUACCGUAGGAGUUGAUGCUAAUACCAGAAUAAUGAAAGCAUUUAAACAAUCUAGUCUUGUCAUCUUCAUAUCGCCAUCAUUUUCGGGAUUGUUAUGGUUUAGCUCAGUUGCACUCAAGGCUGUCAAAGCCUUUUACACAGCAAUUAAUGCAUUUCGUUCAGAUUUGAACAUACAUGAGAAAUAUUCAAGUAGAGAAGCACUAAUACACCUGGUGAAAAUAUCGAACCAUAUGAUGCUGUUUACGGAAGAUAGUGUCAGAUCUAUGUUUGAAAACUGGCCAGGAGCUAUCAAGAUAUAUUUAACCAUUGGAUUGCUAUAUGUAAUUUGGAUUAGAAUUGAUAAUGCAUUACUCGUUGAGGAUGAAAAACAGGAUCUUAAGCAGUAG
Messenger RNA from Debaryomyces fabryi, 1410 nucleotides. RefSeq lists its product as uncharacterized. NCBI's taxonomy places the organism in Eukaryota, Fungi, Ascomycota, Pichiomycetes, Serinales, Debaryomycetaceae. The transcript has a single exon. The coding region runs from base 1 to 1410 and encodes 469 amino acids. The record is from RefSeq and is a predicted model, not a curated record.